UAUUUACAGCGGUGUAGCGUCUCGAAGAUCUCGCGUUUCGCGCCGCGUCCGUUAACCGUCACUGACGUCGUCCUCGACCAUCCUAACGUUCAAAAGUAAAUAUCUCAUUGUUCCCGUUUCAAAAUGGCGAAUUUGGGUCUGUUAUAUCUCGGACGCUGAGGCUUCGGAGGGAUCUUCGCGCGGGACGGUCCCUCAGCUAGCGGGUGGCAGCGCGACGGCCCGCCCGGGACCGGCUCCGGCCGACCGCCGGCGGAGGUUGACGACCUAUCGAUUUUUUUGUCUGCGACCUCUCGUCGUCGGGCGGGCCGGUGUCGGCGGCCGAGGAGGCCGAGACGCUCCGGGCUCGGCGGAGGCGGGCUGGUGUCGGGCGCCGCACGUCGCCGCGCCGCUCCGCGCCUCGUCGCGCCGCGCUUCGUGUGUCUCGCCCGUCAUCAGCUGAGCGCCGCGCCACCAUGGCAGAAUAUCAUGGGCAAAGUAUGGACGCUGGCGGGAAUAAUUUUGACUCCGGUCAGCAGCCACAGGAGCAGGAGUUGGCGACGAAGAUGCUGCAGAUCCAGUCGAAGCGGUUCUACCUGGACGUGAAGCAGAACCGGCGCGGACGGUUCAUCAAAGUGGCCGAGAUCGGCGCGGACGGGCGACGCAGCCAGAUCUUCCUGGCGAUGUCGACGGCGGCGGAGUUCCGCGACCACCUGUCCAGCUUCAGCGACUUCUACUCCUCGCUGGGCCCGCCCAACCCCGACAACGUGCCCGACGACGGCAAGCUCAAGUCCGAGAUGAUGCUUAAGGACAACCGGCGCUACUACCUGGACCUGAAGGAGAACUCGCGCGGGCGCUUCCUGCGCGUGUCGCAGACCAUCACGCGCGGCGGCCCGCGCUCGCAGGUGGCGCUGCCGGCGCAGGGCAUGAUCGAGUUCCGCGACGCGCUCACCGACCUGCUCGACGACUUCGGCACUGAUGACGGAGGGUUCAAGGGCGAGCUGCCCGAGGGCCGGCACCUGCGCGUCGACAACAAGAACUUCUACUUCGACAUCGGCCAGAACAACCGCGGCAUCUACAUGAAAGUCAGCGAGGUGAAAAGUAACUUCCGCACGGCGAUCACGGUGCCGGAGAAGUGUUGGACGCGGUUCCGCGACAUCCUGGCGGACUACUGCGACAAGAUGUGCCGCGCGCACCAGCCCGCUGACUCGCACCAGACGGGGGCUAGCGGCGCGGGCUUGGCGGGCUACGCGGGCGGGGCGGGCGCGGGCGGCGCGGGGGGCGACCAGUCCGCGCCGCUCUCCUCCAACAUAGACACAUUCACGGGCAGCGCGCCGAACCGGAUUUGAUGCGAGCGCGGCAGCGCGCGGUACUGAGCGCGCCGGCCGCGGGGCGCCGGGCGCCGGGGCCCGCGCGCUGCGCCCCGGCCGCCGGGCCCCGGCCGCCGGGCCCCGGCUCGCGCGGGCAGCCCGCGGUCCCUCACUAUCAUAAUAACAGCCGCCCCCGGGCUGUCCGCACGUCCCACGUCCCAUGAAAACUGAUGCUUUAUUAUUAUGUGUAUAUAGUAUUUUAUAUGAUUAUUAUGUAGUAUGUUAUAUAUUUGGCGCUACGACGAGGCGCGGGCCGCUCCGCGCCUGCGCUCCGCUCUCACAUGGUACUAAUGAUGUUUGCACUUUGACAAUUUUAUUUCUUGUUGAUCAUUGUAUUGGUGAUAGGUUACGUCGCCGCGUCGCGCGUAACACACACUACACAACGUUCGUGGCCUUUUAAUCUAAAUUAUUACUCGACCGCUCCUCCGAGAGGGCGGCACUAUUUUAUUUCCCUGAAAAAAAAAACUAAUUUUAGACGGCUUUGAGCUUUAUUUUUAAAUUAUCACUUGAUUAUUUUUUUCUAAUUUGUGUAAAUAGUUUUCGGCACAUGAUAUCGAAAAUAUGAAGUGGAACGAAUGUUGAUACACUAUAACGAGAUGGAGUUGUAAUUCCAGAAUAUAAGUCAUAAUUAUUUUUGUUAAGUUAUAUGAUAUUAAGCAGCCAGGAGACAUCAGUACGUCGUAUGUUUGGUAUUAUUCGCUGACUAGGUAACGGAAAAACCUGGCUUGUCAUAUUCAAAUAAAAUAAAAACUAAAAAAAAAGUUAAAAUUUGCCCACUUAUCUAGUUUGUAGGUGUAUGUGUUUUUUUUUAAUAUGGAUUAUUUAAUGAUGUGGUUUUUGUCUGUUGACACUGAGAGACGACAGCACGGGUGUGUGCGGGGAUCCGGCACCGGGUGUUUACAGGGCUCGUAGUAGAACUCGAAUCAUUAGGCUAAUGACGCACUGCUGUGAUAUUCAUAGGCGUACGAUCCGACGGAUUUAAAAUGUUGUAACGUAUGAGGCGGACGCGGCCGCGGACACGUCCUACUUGUUUGCUAGCUUUACGAACGUUCGAUUCUAAAUUGAAGAAUUUAUUGGCUCCGGUUCAAAAUUUUUGGUGUCAAAAUUAUUCAUUGGCAAAUUUACAUUUUAGGCUGGUUCGGUCACUCGCUGCUAUUUAGUAUACUGUCGGUCUGACCCACCGAGCGUCGCCCGAGGCCCGGCAGUCAGCCGGCCGGUCAGACGGUGUGGAACAAUGAGCGAGAGAGCUGCGUGAAGCUGUGAUAUUGACAGUGGCAGCGAGUGUCCGCACUAGCGCCGCUCGGUUGGCGUCGGGCUGGGUAGCGACGCUGGGUGGCGGUGCCGCGGCGGUAUGUAAGCACCCUGUGCGAGUGUGCGUGCGUGUGUAUAUAUGUAUGUAUAUGAGUGCGCGGGACGCAGUAGUAUAAGUCAGCACUACACCAGGCGUCGGCGGUGCCUUUAAACUUACUUUAUUAAUGUAUUUAUGCAUUUUUUUUGUUUUUCCUUAUUAUCAUUUUUUAUUAUGACUACAUCACUCCGGAGGUUUCACCCUUUAUUGGUAGCUCUAGGCGUACCGCAAGGCGGUCGCAACAUCCGCUCAGCUUUAUAUUGAGUAAACACUAUUGUACGUAUUCAGUAUCAAAUACUGGAGUUAUUUCGUUGUUGUAACUGUCAUCUGGAACCAGUUACAUGCGUAUGUCGGCGUUUCAAUGUAUCUCCUAAUGUGAAUAAUGCAAUAAAAUGUACGUUGUGUAUCUAUGGCCUGAUAUAA
Messenger RNA from Helicoverpa zea (corn earworm), 3117 nucleotides. It is a transcript of the gene Pur-alpha, whose product is annotated as transcriptional activator protein Pur-alpha. Lineage: Eukaryota; Metazoa; Arthropoda; Insecta; Lepidoptera; Noctuidae. The record is from RefSeq and is a predicted model, not a curated record. The coding region runs from base 453 to 1325 and encodes 290 amino acids. Gene Ontology annotation, cellular component: nucleus. Gene Ontology annotation, biological process: regulation of transcription by RNA polymerase II. The transcript is spliced from 9 exons. Gene Ontology annotation, molecular function: RNA polymerase II transcription regulatory region sequence-specific DNA binding; purine-rich negative regulatory element binding; DNA-binding transcription factor activity, RNA polymerase II-specific.